Pelodiscus sinensis (Chinese soft-shelled turtle) is the source of this 2294-nucleotide messenger RNA. Lineage: Eukaryota; Metazoa; Chordata; Testudines; Trionychidae. The record is from RefSeq and is a predicted model, not a curated record.
UGUUAGAAUUUCUUGUGUUCUCAUGCAAAUAUUUAUUUUUCUAGGGAGCCCAGGAACCAAAGAGCCACAUGUUUUCAAUCUAACCUCCCUGACCAAGUCUGAAAAUAUCUUGUCGGCUUCGUUGCAUUAUUACAUCGGGGACCUAUUAAAUGCUACUUGGAGUUGCCCCCAUUCCGGAGGCUGCUCUCGUCAUAGACAUAGGAAACCUGAAAUUCAAAUAGAUCUCUCAAUAUUGAGCUUUCCUUCUGAUGGGAACCAGACUCGUACCCUGGGACAUUUUCUAAUAAAUGUUUCUGUGGCUUAUCGGGACGCCCUUUCCUGGCAGUGGAAGGACAUUACUCAUGUCCUGAGGGAGGCAAAGCAGAAUGGUGAGCUUCUGAUUGGCGUGAAAAUGGCCUUGACUGGCCGCUAUUCCUGGAGGAGGAUGCCAUCCAGCUAUGAACCUUACAUCCUGGUGUACGCCAAUGACUCUGCUAUUUCAGAACCAGAGAGUGUUGUUUCUAGCUUGCAGGGACACCGGAAUUCCCUGGUUGAGGGCUUCCCCAGACCUGAAAGCCACUCAAAGAGCAGCCUGGGAGAACAGCGACGGAAACGUUCCACCAGCAUCCUGUUGCCUUUGCAGAACAAUGAGCUCCCAGGUACCGAGUACCAAUACAGUGAGGACGAGGGUUGGGAAGACAGGAAACCCUACAAAACCCUCCAGCCCCGGCUGGCAGAGAGGACAAAGAGUAAGAAAAAACAGAGAAAGAGCAACCACCAGAAAAGCCAAACUCUCCAGUUUGACGAGCAAACUUUGAAGAAAGCAAGAAGGAAGCAGUGGAACGAACCGAGGUACUGUGCGCGGCGCUAUCUCAAAGUGGAUUUUGCAGACAUUGGCUGGAGCGAAUGGAUUAUUUCCCCUAAAUCCUUUGAUGCAUAUUACUGCUCAGGCGAAUGCCAAUUCCCCAUUCCAAAGGCCUUGAAGCCAUCAAACCAUGCCACCAUUCAGAGCAUCGUGAGAGCAGUUGGGGUCAUCCCGGGUAUACCUGAGCCUUGCUGUGUUCCUGACAAAAUGUCUUCUCUCAGCAUCCUGUUCUUUGAUGAAAAUAAGAAUGUGGUGCUUAAGGUCUACCCCAACAUGACAGUGGAGUCCUGUGCCUGCAGAUAACAUCCCUUUGCAAUGUCUAAAUUGAGCUCUUGCUUUUCCUUCACCCCAACCCCCACCAAUGCAUUUCAUUCAAAGAGAGAUUUAUACACAAACCUGAAUUAGAGAGGAGCUACUGAAUGGAGAAGACUUCACUUACUCUUGAACCUGACUGAGAAAUAAGCUUUGGCAACUGGGACUAUUUCUAUUGCAGUGUACAAACGAGAAGUGAAAGUUACAAAGGACUGUUCAAGAUAGUUUUGAAACUGUCAGGAGGACAACACUGAUUUAUUUUUGUACCAGGCUUUGAAAAUGGCAGAGACUGUUUGAUUUUUGUCUCCAUUCUUCUAAUGACUAAUGGGGGAAGAGAGAUUACAAAAUACAUUAUGUAUUUGAAGCUAUGCCUUGGGUUACUAAACCGCUCCGCAAGUGCUAAAUAACCUGAACACAAAUCUAACUUAUCCUAAGAGACUUAGAAAAUCCAACUUAACCAUUUAUUCCCUUGAUAUGACAUGUCAUUGACUUUUAUGUAUAUUCAUUUUUGUUUAGCUUGUUCUUCAUAAUACUGCCCCUGAGACAUUCCUUCCUUCAGCGUAGGUAAUGUUAAGUCACAAUUAUGCUGCAUGAGAAGUUCUAAUAUCACUCAGAAGGGCUUUUCUCUCAUGCCAGAUACAGUGGGAAGCAACUGACCCCAAAGCCUAGCACAGUGAUUUUCAACCUGUGGUCUUUGGACUAUGCCUAAGAAUUCUAAAAGAAUUUGUACUGCCAUUUGAAAUUUUUAGGGGUCUGCCAAUGAAAAAUGUUGAAAAAUCACUGGCCACCUAGCAAAAUGCAAGUAGUAUAGUCAACAACACAGUUGAGUGAAUAAUGAGCAAGUAUUUUAUCUGAUGUCUGCAAGCAGUCUGUAAGCAACCCUAAAAGGUCUAAAAAUGUUACAUGAAAUUUGGUGAAUUCUUUAUCUGUAAUUUAAUUCUUUAUCUGUAAUUAACUUCACUGAUUCUUUGAUGAUCAGCCUUUAGUCUGGUAGUGUGUUUUGAUUGCUUGCAUAGGUCAGGUGGUAUUGUUUCCAUUCUUUUAUUGGAUACAUGUUGCUUUUAGGAUCCAGUCGCAAGUUCAAAAUUUGCUCCGGGAGAGUUUUUCCUAAUAAAUACAUAAAGUGUGGUAUGUCCAU